Molecule: messenger RNA, 1779 nt
Organism: Penicillium soppii
Lineage: Eukaryota; Fungi; Ascomycota; Eurotiomycetes; Eurotiales; Aspergillaceae
Product: putative MFS transporter
Exons: 2
Coding region: 1-1779 (592 amino acids)
Biological process (GO): transmembrane transport
Molecular function (GO): transmembrane transporter activity
Source: RefSeq, a predicted model, not a curated record
AUGCUAAGGAAUACCUCGAUGGAUUUGGAAGGUCACAAGAGCCAGCAUCAGCAUCAGCAUGUGCGCAGCCGCUCCAUCAGCCAGGGCACCGUGCUCGGCAUGCAGGACCAUGAGCUUCCCGCUGCGCCUGUGCCGCCUCGCCCCGCGGCUGUAACUUGGAUGUCGCUGCCGCGGAAGGGCCAAUUGGCGCUGCUAGGUUUGUGCCGGGUGUUUGAUUUCCUGCAGAUUGCCUCGCUGCAGGCGUACAUGUUCUACCAGCUUAAGUCGUUUGAUCCGAACCUGUCCGACUCAGACGUUGCGACCCAGGCAGGUAUUCUUCAGGGUGCUUUCACUGCUGCUCAGUUUGCGACUGCUAUUCCCUGGGGUCGGGUUGCGGAUGCUGAGUGGGGUGGGCGGAAGUUUGUCUUGCUUGUUGGUCUUAUUGGUACUGCGAUGUCGUGCUUGGGUGUCGCUUAUUCGACGUCGUUCGCGCAGGCCGUGUUCUGGCGCUCAUUUGGCGGCGCUAUCAACGGCACUGUCGGUAUCAUUCGGACUAUGAUUGCGGAGAAUGUUAAGGAAAAGAAAUAUCACUCCCGCGCUUUCUUAAUUCUACCUAUUGGCUUCAAUGUGGCCUCGUUGUUCGGUCCUGUUAUGGGUGGCAUGUUGGCUGAUCCAGUUAAGAGCUACCCUCGCCUUUUUGGUCUUAACUCCUCAUUUGGAGGUGAAAAUGGAGUGCAGUGGCUCGAGAAAUACCCGUAUGCGCUGCCUAUGUUCGCAAACUUCUGCUUCCUUUCUUGCACCGCCGCUUUGGUUGCAUAUGGGUUAGAAGAGACCCUCGCAUCUUGCAAGGGUAAGCCUGGCUUGGGUGCAUUUGCCAUGAAGCUGUUUGCGCGCAGCAUCAAGGCAGUAGUUCCCUCUUCUUCGCCUUUGUACACCAGACUUCCUUUCCGUGACUACGAAGAGGAUGGACCUUUGCUAGGCAGACCUUUAGACCGUUCCGAGAGCUACGAACUCGAAGAAAAGGCCCACAAGCCCGUGCGUCUCCAGCGCGUCCUGCCAUUCCGCAGAAUCUGGACCAAGAACGUCCUGUGCACACUUGGAGCACAGGCAUUCUUCGACUUCCAAAUGGGUGCUUUCAACAACCUCUGGCUCCUCUUCCUUUCAACCCCCCGCUAUGACGCCAAUGACCCGGCCAGCCCCGCUCAAAGCCUGCCAUUCGCCUUCACGGGUGGACUCGGUAUGCUGCCCCAGAGCGUCGGCUUCGCAACCGCCAUUCUAGGUGUGAUCGGCAUGUUCCUUCAAUUCACCGUUUACCCAUCCAUCAACGGCCGCCUCGGCACAGCCAAGAGCUACCAGUAUUUUCUAGCCCUCUUCCCACUUGCCUACUUCAUCGCUCCCUACAUCUCGCUCGCGCCAUCCACCAUCCCGCCACCUGGCCAAGCAAACGGCCCCUGGGUCUGGUUCUGGAUCAUCAUCGUGUUAUUCUUCCAAGUCACCGCACGAACCUUCACCCUGCCCACCUCCAUCAUCCUACUGAACAACUGCUCGCCGCACCCCUCGGUCCUGGGCACAAUCCACGGUAUCGGCCAGUCCGUGUCGUCCGCAUUCCGCACCAUCGGCCCUAUCUUCUCGGGUGCGUGGUACGGAUACGGUCUGGACAUCGGCAUGGUUGGCUUUGCCUGGUGGAUGAUUGCCCUGGUAUCCGUGUUUGGAUGCCUUGCAGCUAUCUUCGUCUAUGAAGGUUCUGGGCAUGAGAUCCUUCUUCCCGGCGAGGAUGACGAGGUCGAACAUGCCUCUUAG